Molecule: messenger RNA, 765 nt
Organism: Iphiclides podalirius (scarce swallowtail)
Lineage: Eukaryota; Metazoa; Arthropoda; Insecta; Lepidoptera; Papilionidae
Source: the annotation of a GenBank genome assembly
AUGGCGCCCCUCAAGUUUGGUCUCUUCAAGGCCAGAAGUCGGGACCACCAGGAGCAGCCGUCUACAGAGAAUCUGUUGCAAAACAGCAACAGCAGUUACAACGUCCCCGGGUCGCCGAUUCCAUCUACUAGUAAAGGACUUCAGGAGAAUCUCUCGGCUAUGAGCAUAUCUAUGCUGACCCUGGACAGCGAUGACGAUGACAUAAGCGAGAACAAUUUCCCCAUCAGACGCGGGAGUGGUAGCAGCAGAGUGGAUGAGGCGCAGAUCAACUACGAGCUGCUAAGGAGCCAGGCAUCGAUGGACGCGGCUUCCAUCAGCACACAGCACGAAGACUACGACCUGGAACAGUACGAGCUCGACGGCGUCCACAACUCGGACGUGGAAGCGGACGGGACCUCCUGCGACGCCAACUCCUCGGAGUUCGACGUGACGUCCAUCACGGCGAGCGACCUCUCGAUAUACUGCGCUUCCUUGAAGAAGCCGAAGAAGAGCAGGUCGAAGGAGGAGCGCCAAUGGCGCGACUUCGACAUGUGGCAGGCCAGCAACAUCGAGGUCAUGCAGAACCUGCUGAGCAGGAGCGGCACGCUGGACGAGCAGAUCAAGUGGGAGGCGAUCGCGACCGCCAGGGGCCUGUGCACGCUCACCGACAGCUGCACCUGCAGCGACUGCACCACCGCGAAGUACCUCGCUGGGGUCUCCGACGGCGACGGCGGCUUGGGCGCGGCGCCGCUGUUCAACGCCAUCAACGUCGGCUGCCAGAUACAA